GGGAGGGAGGGGCGGGCACUGCAGCAGUGCGCCUCUCGAGCUGUCUCCGGUAAUGUUCCACAGAUACACACGCCCCUCUCCGCCCCUGCCGCGAGACAGGUGGUUGGACCGUGCGCCUUCAUCCCCGCGCGCUCCCUAUUAGAAUAACGAGGGGGGGGAAAGACAUUUAUAUAUACAUAGGCCUAUCUGUUGACAGCAAGGGGGGGAAAAGGGUCGGCCGGCGCGAGCGCGUCCCCGAUGGACUUCCAGCGUGUGACCUCCUCGGCCAACACCGGGCGGACGGCGGGAGAGGGGGGCAGCAGCCCGAGCGAUCCCCGGCCCAAAUGUUUCGCGGCGGAUUCCUGGAGAUGCCGCUGACGGGGGAGCGCGUGCGGGCAGCGGAAUGAGAUGCGCCGGUAGCGGGUCGACGCUGUUUCGGUGGGGAAUCCUUAUCCGUGUGUUUGCUGACAAUCCACCCUUUCUGGGGAAGUUUCCCCCCGGGAGUGGGCUUUCGUUAUGGCUUCGGGCGCCGGCAAGGCUGCACAGCCCCCCGGGCAGGGCUCCGCCGUGAACGGGACCACUGCGGCAGAGUUCUCCAAUAUCGAGCAGGAGCUGUACGACUACCAGAUGCACAGCAAGAUGUGCAAGAAGAUCGCCCAGCUCACCAAGGUGAUUUACUCGCUGAACAUGAAGAAUGAGGAGCAGGAAGCGGCCCUGCAGGCCCUGAGCCACGCUCACCACGACGAGCUGCACCGCAUCCUGAUGGACACCUGCCACGAAGGCGAGGGCUCGGCCUUAAGGACCCGUCUCCUUGAACUGCAGGAGUCUCUGGACCAGCAGCAGCGCGUUGGAGCCCAGGUACAGGCCGACUUUGAGUGCUUCCGCCUGCAGGUGGAGGAGAAGGAGCGGGAGACGGAGGCGGAGCUGAGGAAAGAGUUCGAGGAGAAGCUCCGGACCGCCGAGGCCGAGCUCCAGGAGGCGAGGGCUCAGGUCAGCCAGACUCAGGAGGAGAGCCUGAGCCUGAGCGCGCAACUGGAGAAAGCCGGGGAGCAGAUCCAGGAGCUGAGCGCCAAAUGCGAGGAGCUUCAAAACGCAGCGGACGAGGAGAGGACGAGGAAGGACGAGGAGAGACAGAAAGGGGACGAGGAGAAGGAGAAGCAGGAGGAGGAGAGGAGAACCGAGAAGCACGAAGACCUGAAACGGGUCAGGGGCCUCUUGGAGGAGCUGAAGGCUCUGAAGGAGGAGAAGGAGGGAGCGGAGGAGGAGAAGAAGCGGGCGGUGCGGGAGGAGCGGGAGCAGUGGGAGCGGAAGGUGACCGACCUGAAUGAGGAGCGGGAGGCCAUGAGGAAGAGAAUCGAGGCGGAGUGGAGAGAGGAGCGGCAGAGGUGGGAGGAGCGGGAGGAGGAGGAGAAAAAGGGGAUGCACAGCGCCCUUCGAGAGAGGGUGAAGCGGGCCGAGGGGGAGGUGGAGAGUCACCUGGAGAGGCUGGCGGAGAGCAAGAGGCACACGGUGAAGCUACAAGAGCGGAUACAGGACCUGGAGGAAGAGCUGGAGCUGGAUCGUAAGCGGGUGUCCGAGGCCGAGGGCGUGGUCAAGCGGGCGGAGGAGGAGCUGGCGGUGGCGAAGGAGAGGCUGCUUCUGCAGGAGAACGAGCUUCAGAGCAGAGCAGAGGAGCUGCUGAGUCGUGGGGGGUGCGAGGUCUGCGUGUGCGUGGAGAUAGAGGAGCUGCGGGCCCAGGUGAGCCGCCUGCAGAGCCGGAACAGAGAGCUGGAGCUCCAGAGCAGCGGCAGAAACAGCGACCACGCCCGGCAGAUACGGCAGCACGCCGAGGCCCUGUCCAGCCUGCGCUCGGAGAUGGUCAGGGCCCAGACGGAGGAGCUGCGGCGCAUCCAGAAGCACGCGGACGACGAGAGGGACAAACUGCAGAGAGAGAUGGAACGAGAGAAGGAGAAGCUGCAGAGGGAGAGGGAGCAGGAGAAGGAGCGCUUCGAGAAGGAGCGCGGCAGGCUGCGGCGGGAGAAGGACGAGGAGAAAGAGGCGCUGCACAAGGAGGCGGAGGAGACGAGGGAGCGGCUGAGGAGGGAAAAGGAGGAGGAGGUGGAGCGGCUGGGCAAAGAGCUGGAGGUGGAGAGGGUCCGCGUCCGCGCCCAGCUGGACAAGAGCAUCGAGCAGGUGGAGGCGGAGCGGGCCAACGUGCAGCAGAAGCUGGAGGAGGAGAAGAAGAGGCUGGCGGAGAAGGCGGAGGAGGACAGGAAGCGGCUGAAGGAGCAAGUACGCAAGGCCAUAGAGGAGGUGAUGAGGAGGCACGCGGCCGAAUUAAACAGCGUCCAGGAAGCUCUGAGCUCAGAGAGGAAGACCAACCAGGAGGUUUGUGCGCGUUUGGAGGAGGAGAGGCGAGCUGCCGAGGAGCUGCGCUACGGCCUGGAGAAGGAACAGGAUGAGCUGAGGACAAAACUGAAGGAUGCCAGCGCAGAGAUCUGUAGGCUGGAGGCAGCGGUCCAAAAGAGUGACAAGAGGGAAAAGACGCCUCCCGAAGCCUCCCCCCCCUCGUGCGGGCCGCAGUGCUCCCGGCUGGAGGAAGAGCUUCACCAGGCCCGGGGGCGACUGGCCCGCGUUCAGGAGGAGGCGGACAGGCACCGGGACAGGCAGCAGAAAGAGAUCGCGUCGCUGAGGGCCGACAAGCAUCGGCUGGAGGAGAAAGUCCUGGAGCAGAGCAGGAAGAACACGGAGAAGAGUCUCCUGGAGCAGAGCCAGCGGAACAUGGAGGACCGCAUCAGGGCAGAGUGUGAGGAUCGUCUCAGAGCAGAGUUCAGGAUAGAGAUGAACGCCGCCGUGGCCGAGAGUGAGCAGCGGUGGGCCGACCGGGAGCAGGAGCUCCAGAGCCAGAUAUCUGAGCUGCAGGGUCAGCUGACCGAGCUGGAGGCGGAUAAGAAGAAGGCGGGACAGGGAGACGAUUGCCACGGCAACCCUGAAAUCGACAGGCUGCGAAAGGAAGUCCAAGACACCAGGGAAAUAAACAAGAAACUGAGGGAGCUGCUGCAGAGACGUGACAGUGUGGGCGUAAAGAGAGCCGCUGCGAAACCCAAAAAAAAAACCUGCCUUAUUGUGUUGAAGGAGCCAAAAAGCCAGUCGUCAGCGGAGGAAAAACACGGUCACGCCAUGGCGCUGCAGGCAAUGGAGAGGCAAGCAAAGGAAGAUCUGUUGUCUGAGAGGAACAGACUUCAGACCAUGCACCACUUGGAACUCGCACGAUGUGUGUGUGUGUGUGUGUGUGUGUGUGUGUGUGUCUAUUUUUGUGCACAGGACUUGAAGCAGCAGAACCAGUACCAGGUGUUCGAGCGACAGCUGGAUGAGAGUCGCUGUGCCAUGCUGGAGCUUCAGAGAGAAAACGCAACGCUGAAGAAGCAGCUGAAAGAGCGGUCGGUGCAGAAGAACCCUGAAACCGAGGAGAAGGAAGAGGAGAGUGUGGACGUGGAGAAGAAGAGGGACGCUCAGCUGGAGGAGGAGGCGCAGCGGCUGAAGGAGGAGGUGGAGAAGCUCAGGGUGGAAAUGGAGAAACUGGAGGAGUCGCAGAAGCACUGGGAGGACAGGAGAGAGGACGAGGUGAAAGAGGAGGAGGAGGUGGACGAGGAGAAGAAGAAGGAGCGGGAGGAGGAGAAGCGCAGAGAGGAGGUGGAGGAGAUCAGGAAGGAGCACAAGAGGGAGAUGCAGAGCCUGGUCACCGAGUACAGCUCCGCCCAGAAUCACCUGCAAGCUCGCAUAGUGGCGCUGGAGAACGAACUGCGUGAGCGGGAGGAACGGUGCAGGAGGAGAGAGCCCCGGUGCGAGGACCUGCAGCUGGGCAGGCUCCAGGAGAAGCUGACCGAGAGAGACCAGCUCAUCAAGCGGCUGGUGGUGAGGGCCAGCGCCCGCUGGAAGCCCACAGGAAAACCUUUUUCUGUUUUCCUGUGGGCUUACUCCUCCGAUAACCUCCGACCCAAACAGGAGGAGGAGAGGCAUCAGCUGCAGCUCCACCCUCCCGUCGGCGGGGACGGCGGCGCCCUCAGGCUCCGUGACGGCAAGUCCCGCCCGGGCAGCGUCACGCCGACCAUGAGGACGAAGCGUGUGGAGUCGCCUCCUCGUGUCACCAGCACAGCCGCCUACGACAGGAGCAUCUUCCUCCCCCACUCCUCCUCCUCGUCUUCCUCCUCCUCUGUCCAUCAGCACUCCUCCUCCACCCUCCCCCACCAGUCCUCCUCCCAUCCCCAGAUCUCCCCCCACUACUCCACCUCCUCCCUCCCGCACAAGCACACCUCCCUGUCCCUGAGCCAACAGUCCUCCCCGUCCCUGGCCCGCUCCACCAGGUCCCGGACCUCCUGCAUCCCUCCCACCCCGGCGCCCACCGCGCCUCUUCCCGUGUGCCCCUCCCCGCAGACGGGCAUCCGAUACGUGUCCCCCUCCUGCCAGGAGCCACACGCACACCUGCAGGCCCACUCGAUCAGGGGCCCGUACCUGGAGCAGAGGGGGAUAGAAGGGCUGAAGCAGGAGUGGUUCACCAAAUACUUCUCCUUCUGAGCACAAACACACAUUAAAACACAUACAGACACACAGCAGCCGCAAGUACAUCUCAUAUACAGGUCAUUGCUUCGAUUUCAGACAGGUAACGUCCCA
Messenger RNA from Menidia menidia (Atlantic silverside), 4629 nucleotides. The record is from the annotation of a GenBank genome assembly. NCBI's taxonomy places the organism in Eukaryota, Metazoa, Chordata, Actinopteri, Atheriniformes, Atherinopsidae.